Molecule: messenger RNA, 765 nt
Organism: Sporothrix brasiliensis 5110
Lineage: Eukaryota; Fungi; Ascomycota; Sordariomycetes; Ophiostomatales; Ophiostomataceae
Product: U2 small nuclear ribonucleoprotein A'
Exons: 4
Coding region: 1-765 (254 amino acids)
Biological process (GO): mRNA splicing, via spliceosome
Cellular component (GO): U2 snRNP
Molecular function (GO): protein binding; U2 snRNA binding
Source: RefSeq, a predicted model, not a curated record
AUGCGGCUGACGGCCGACUUGAUCAAUGGGUCGCUGUCGUACCUGAACCCACUCAAGGAGCGCGAACUCGACUUACGAGGAAACCGAAUUGUCGCCAUUGAGAAUCUUGGCGCCGCAGGCCCCCAAGAUGCCAUUGACUUGACCGACAACGACAUCCAGGUGCUCGGCAACUUCCCAUUGACGCCCCGCCUCCGGACGCUCCUGCUGGCGCGCAACCGCAUUGCGGCCAUCCAGCCCGACCUCGCCAACGCCGUGCCGAACCUGACGUCCCUCGCGCUGGCGUCCAACCAGCUGGCGGAGCUGUCCGACCUCGACCCGCUGGCCCGGCUGGGCCGGCUGACACACCUGGUGCUGCUGGACAAUCCAGUGACGAAGCGUGAAAAGUAUCGGUACUGGGUGAUUUGGCGGUGCCCGACGGUGCGCUUCCUUGACUUCCAAAAGGUCAAGGACGCGGAGCGGAGAAAGGCCGAGGAGCUGUUUGGAACACACAUUUUGCCGACGGAGCUGGCAAGAAAGAUCAUGGGCGUCAAGUCCAAAAAGUUUGACGUGGUGUCGGGCCUCAACCGGACGGGCGCUACCAACGGCACCUCUGACGCUGCGCCGUCCAAGUUGGCCCGCAUUAAGCUGUCGGGCGCCGAGCGCAAGCGGUUGCAAGAACGCAUUCGCACGGCGACAAGUCUCGACGAGAUUGCACGUCUGGAGAAGGAGCUGCAGGAAGGCCGUGUUCCUGCAGGCAUCUCGACGGGAGAUGCUAUGGAGGAGUAG